Molecule: messenger RNA, 3258 nt
Organism: Branchiostoma belcheri (Belcher's lancelet)
Lineage: Eukaryota; Metazoa; Chordata; Leptocardii; Amphioxiformes; Branchiostomatidae
Product: carbohydrate sulfotransferase 15-like
Exons: 10
Coding region: 362-1711 (449 amino acids)
Biological process (GO): hexose biosynthetic process
Molecular function (GO): N-acetylgalactosamine 4-sulfate 6-O-sulfotransferase activity
Source: RefSeq, a predicted model, not a curated record
GGCUGUUAAAAGUCAUGGCAGGUGAAAAAUUGACAAAUUUGUCCCAAAACAUAUCACAAGGUACUCGAAUUAAUUUUUACUGGUUAACUCACCCCUGAAAGCUUCGUCCACUCCAUGACGUGACAUGUACGUUUACUCUGCAGCUUGCCUAUACCACAGCAGUAACAACAAACAACAUAGAGAUAAGAUCAGCUCACACGUUGGCACACCUCAGAGACCGCCCAUAAUAUCAGUGUUUGAACAUUUUUAGUGUGCGCGGAGAUCCAGCCGCUCGCGGUAGUUUUUACUUCAGUAUCCGUCGCUGAUACUCCGGCCACAAACAUUUCAAAGUGGAGGAAGAGGAGUUUCAGAGAUCACCAACAUGUCAAUGCUGUACUGGCAACGACCUACCAGCCGCCUGUUCUUGGGGACGGCUCUGUUGGGUGGUGCAUGCGUCCUUACCCUGCUGUCUCUUUACGGCUAUCGAUACGGGGAUGCAUGGCCCUUUCUAGACGAGCUGAGCGUCCCGCGAAAGGUUUCGAAUAGUUGGUCACAAAGUAAAGUAGGGUCAGGCAACGAAAUGGCAAAUCCUAACACAUUUGGACUUGGGGAGAAGACGCAACAGGUGGCGACAUUAGCAGGAUUUAACAUGACAAAAGAACUAAGGAGGUUACAUUCAGGGGUGUUUUCAGCUCUCCCAAGAAAGUUUCUUCCCGAUUACAAGAACCCGUGUUGGUUCGAGGAGGUGAAUAAAAAAGACGUUAAACCGAAGGAACGGUGGCAGAAAAGAGUCUUACACAACGGGACAAGGCAUUUUCUGUUUAGAUGUUUGCCAUAUUUUUACAUCAUUGGUAUGCCAAAGUGUGGAACGACCGAUCUUUACCACCGCAUCUCUAAACACCCGGAAGUUGUUCAUGGCCAGAAAGAACCUCAUUGGUGGGCUAAAGCACGAAUUCACAAUUUAGAGCGAUAUCUGAAGCUUUUCGAAGAAGCGGCCUGGGCCAUCAGGAGCCGGAAAACAAAAAGCUUAACAUCUGCAGGACAAGAAAUCGAUUAUCACGGCGCCAUCACAGGAGACGGCAGCCCCUCCACAAUAUGGUGCAACGGUUACUGGAGAGAUCAACAGUGGGACACGCCUAACAACGAACCACCUAUUCUACUGGCCAACCUGCUCCAUGCCGUGCAGCCUCACGCCAAGUUUAUCCUCACACUUAGAAACCCAACAGACAGAUUAUAUUCGGAAUAUCUCUUCUUCUCUGGUGGCUUCCGUUACAACAAGUCCUUGACGGAUUUUCACAAGAGGGUCAACCUUGCUAUUGGCAUCUUUACCAACUGUCUCAGGAACAAUUCUGUCCGAUCGUGCGCUUACGAACCAAAUCUGCCCGCAACAAGGACAGUUAGACUGCGGCUUGGGCUGUACGAGGUCUACCUGCGUGACUGGUUGUCUAUCUUUUCUCGGGACCAGAUUCUCGUGCAACGUCUUGAGGAUUACUCCAAGGAUCUUCGCACUACCAUGACAGAAGUUUUUAAGUUCUUAGAUCUUGGCCCUGUUAAGGAAAAAGCUGAACAAGACGCUAUAUUCACCUCCAAUACGCAGCGUUCGCAGACGAAGAGUUAUGACAAAAUAGGCCAGAUGUUGCCAAAGACGCGGAAGGUCUUAAACAAGUUUUACAAACCAUAUAACCAGCGACUUGCUGCACUUUUGAACAAUACUGACUUUCUCUGGCAAUAGCAUAGUUCUAUAUUCCUGACAUGAAAUGAGUCUCCAGCGUAAAAAUGUAAAAUUGCCUUGCUACAGCAUAUUUGUGUUGGCUAGUGUCUCGUCCCAUUUGCCAUUUUGCGAAAAUAUUAAGUAUAGAUAUUAUGUUUUGGGGGACGGUUACUCAACUUACUGGUAUACGUUUGUAAAGAUCUACAUGUAGCAUAGUGUGCAUGUACGAACCAUCUCUCUAGCUCUAUGUUGUCUCUGUAAACUCCAUUUUCUGGGUAAAGAAAUCUUUGUGAAAUCUUGUUAAUAUUACUUCAAAAAGCAAGGAACAAACCACCUCUCUGACGUCACUGCUGUCGUUGGAAAGAAUAGAAACUUCUUUAUAUUCUCGUUUAUUGUAGUGCGUUCUGUGACCAUAGUUCAACAGAUCAGAUGUUGCUCAUUCCGCGUUGAGAAAUAUUGAUAGGGGGUGGGGGGGCUGGACAGACCUUCAACAUUUACUUUUCUUGAAGGAAGGAGGUGAGUGAUGUCACACAAAGACACACAUCGUAUGAUACCAUUAGAAAACGAGAAUUCUACAACUCUAGAUACAUUCAGCAUGCAAAUAAUGCCCUAAUUUACAUAAUGCCGCUAUGUGUAAUGAUCUAUCUAGAUCUAUAUACCUUGAAUGUUUCUCCCUCACUCUAUCUCUUUACAUAUAUAUAUAUCCAGUUUAUUGUCUUGCAUGUUAUUAGGAAAUCCAUCCAUUUCUUUCAUAAUAGAUACCGGUAGAACUUUAUUGCACGACAAUUUGUACUACGAGCUAGGUGUGGCUGGUGUAGAGUUAUGAAUGUGUCCCAAAACAUAGAAUAUAGAUAUAACAUUAAUCCUCCAUGUUGCACCAUUCUUACCAAGCUAAAUCAGUAAUGAUACAAGGCUAAACAAUGUCACUGAAUAUACGCUGGAAAAUAUAACUUGUAUGGGAAAAAGCUGUUGCGAUUCGUAUAUCCGAACUGAAUCCGAAAGUUAUGUUUUUCCAUGACCUAUGAUCAUGUGGGUGAAAAUUUUGCAAACAUUGAUGUGAUUGUACAUUAUGUAACUGUAACCUUCAUUUACUUCACCCCUACCCCUUGUAGUCUCUGUAUAUAUAUAUUAUGGAGUAAGGGAAAUAUAAUGUAGACAAAUUUAUCAGCAUGAUCUUUCUAGAUGCCGGCACAUACCACUACUGUCAAAAUCAGGGAUGAAUAAACAAAACAAUACCCAAUGCUGCAUCCACAACCUCAGCAAUUUGUCAAGUCAAGUCAAGUGAAAACAAUCUUCAAUAGAUUUAAAUUUUCUGUUUAAUUUUAAGCUGGUGAUUCAGUUUUGCAGCAUAUUUAUACUGUCACAAGCCUCUUGUGUCUGAAAUGUUGAUCUAAUUAUGUACUAGUAGCAGCUGCUAUUUUAUGCCAUUAUCACUCUAGACAUGCCUAUUAUACAAACAACCAGUGAUCUGUACUCUGAUAUAUGUGUGUGUUUCUCUGUGUGUGCAUAUGUGUCUGUACUAGUGUGUGUACUAGUGUGCAGAAAGAGUUCUUUGGUGAACAAGCUUG